Molecule: messenger RNA, 685 nt
Organism: Drosophila bipectinata
Lineage: Eukaryota; Metazoa; Arthropoda; Insecta; Diptera; Drosophilidae
Source: RefSeq, a predicted model, not a curated record
CGAUGUUUUUCCACCUUCAUCUCUAAAAGAUCACGCAUCUAUGAGUCAUAAAAAUAAAUAUCCGAUUAACUAACUUCAACUUAAAUAUUAUGAAUAACCAGUGCGGAAUACCAGAUCAACAAUUUCUUUGGGAUGUAUUUCAAAGGCUGUUUUUUAGAGUGGACAAAGAUAGGAGUGGCCACAUAUCUGCGGAUGAACUUCAAAUCGCCCUUUCAAAUGGUACAUGGUCUGCGUUUAAUCCAGAAACCAUACGGUUGAUGAUUGGAAUGUUUGAUCGCGAAAAUAGGGGAACUGUAUCCUUUCAAGAUUUUGGAGCCCUGUGGAAGUAUGUAACAGAUUGGCAAAACUGUUUUCGAUCAUUUGACCGGGACAAUUCUGGUAACAUAGACAAAGAUGAGCUAAAGACGGCACUUACAUCUUUUGGAUACAGAUUAUCUGAUCAUUUAAUUGUCGUUUUACUCCGAAAAUUUGAUCGAUUUGGUCGUGGUACAAUUUUGUUCGACGAUUUUAUACAAUGUUGUAUCGUGCUGUAUACAUUGACAACAGCAUUCCAACAACAUGACACUGAUAUGGAUGGAGUUAUUACAAUACACUACGAACAGUUUUUAAGCAUGGUUUUUUCAUUAAAAAUAUAACUGUAAAUAUAACUAUUCAAAAAUAAAAAUAUUAAGUUUCAACAAAAAAA